Callithrix jacchus (white-tufted-ear marmoset) is the source of this 1513-nucleotide messenger RNA. It is a transcript of the gene ERCC1, whose product is annotated as ERCC excision repair 1, endonuclease non-catalytic subunit. Gene Ontology annotation, biological process: UV-damage excision repair; mitotic recombination. Gene Ontology annotation, molecular function: damaged DNA binding; single-stranded DNA binding. The record is from RefSeq and is a predicted model, not a curated record. Lineage: Eukaryota; Metazoa; Chordata; Mammalia; Primates; Cebidae. Gene Ontology annotation, cellular component: nucleotide-excision repair factor 1 complex; ERCC4-ERCC1 complex; nucleus.
UGUGUCCCUAAACUAAACCUUAAGCUCCGGGAGGACUACACGGGGCUGUCCUUGGUCACUGCUGUGUCACUGGCACGGACUCGCACAGGAUCGGGAACAGAGGAAGCGCGUGGGGGGAAUAGGUGUGGAGUAAAUGAAUGAAUGGGGAAACUGAGGUCAAGUCAAUGGCUGAGUUGGGAUUCAAACUUAAGCCUCUCAGUACUGAGAGGAGGGACCAAGUUGGAUCUCCUGCGAUCUCUUCUCUACUGAGCCCUGCCCGGGGCCUGGGCACACAGAAGCGCUCAAUAAAGACUUUAGAACUGAACAGUUUGGGAGCCACACCCUCUAAGUUACACCUCUCUUCUCCCACGACCUCCGCGGUCCUCCAGGACCAUAGAGAGUUGCACAGGGAUCGCCCUGCUGUAUGCUCUACUCUCCUGGGGAGUGGGGCCAGAGAGGCCGGAAGUGCGGCGAGCCCUGGGCCGCGCUGGCCGAGCUGGCGGUGGGCCGCCUCGAUCCUCCUCCAGUCUUUCCCCUAAGGCUCCAAGAACCUCAGGCCAAGCCUUUAUUCAAAUCCACAAAGAGCCUUCCCACUGUGGACACCUCGGCUCAGGCGGCCCCUCAGACCUAUGCUGAAUAUGUCAUGUCACGGCCUCCAGGAGGGCCUGAGGCUUCGUGUCCCACAGGGUCAGAGACACUGGCAGGAGAGACCUGCAACCAGGCCCUGAAACCAGGGGCAAAAUCCAACAGCAUCAUUGUGAGCCCUCGGCAGAGGGGCAAUCCCGUACUGAAGUUCGUACGCAAUGUGCCCUGGGAAUUUGGCGAUGUAAUCCCUGACUAUGUGCUGGGCCAGAGCACCUGUGCCCUGUUCCUCAGCCUCCGCUACCACAACCUGCACCCGGACUACAUCCAUGAGCGGCUGCAGAACCUGGGGAAGAACUUCGCCCUUCGGGUCCUGCUCAUCCAGGUGGAUGUGAAAGAUCCCCAGCAGGCCCUCAAGGAGCUGGCUAAGAUGUGCAUCCUGGCCGACUGUACGCUGAUCCUCGCCUGGAGCCCUGAGGAAGCUGGGCGGUACCUGGAGACCUACAAGGCCUAUGAGCAGAAACCAGCGGACCUCCUGAUGGAGAAGCUAGAGCAGGACUUCGUCUCCCGGGUGACUGAAUGUCUUACCACCGUGAAGUCAGUCAACAAAACGGACAGCCAGACCCUCCUGACCACAUUUGGGUCUCUGGAACAGCUCAUUGCUGCGUCGAGAGAAGAUCUGGCCUUAUGCCCAGGACUGGGCCCUCAGAAGGUAAGAGCUCUGGGAAAGAACCCAAGGAGCUGGAGGAAGGAGGGAGCCCCAAAUAAACACAACCUGAGACCCCAAAGUUUUAAGAUGAAAAAAGAACCAAAGGCCAGGCACUGUGGCUUAUACCUGUAAUCCCAACACUUUGGGAGGCUAAGGCGGGAGGAUUGCUUGAGGCCAGAAGCUGGAGACCAGCAUGGGCAAGUGGACAUCUCAUCUUUACUAAAAAUAAAAAAACUAGCUGGG